Spinacia oleracea (spinach) is the source of this 564-nucleotide messenger RNA. Its product is annotated as protein FAR-RED ELONGATED HYPOCOTYL 3. The transcript is spliced from 2 exons. The record is from RefSeq and is a predicted model, not a curated record. Bases 1 to 564 code for a protein of 187 amino acids. NCBI's taxonomy places the organism in Eukaryota, Viridiplantae, Streptophyta, Magnoliopsida, Caryophyllales, Amaranthaceae.
AUGACUUCCUCUGUUUCAACAUUAUGCUCUAUGAAUGAUUUUACUAGCCAAGCUUCCAUUGAUGCUAUACUUAUUGAAAUUAAUGCUGAUAAUUCCUUAAUACUCUCUGCGUUGAUGAAGGAAUUGUCUAAAGAAGUAGUAGUGGUUGAAGAAGCAUCUGCAUCAGAAUUAAUGUUAAAAGAAGUUAGGAGUGAUAAUGAAGCUUAUGAAAUGUAUAAUGUCUAUGGAUUUAGGAAGGGUUUCAGUAUUUGUAAGGGAUUAAUUAGGACCAGUCGUAGAACUGAUUUGUGGAUUAUGCGUAGAUUUGUUUGUACUGCUUUUAAAGACGUUAGGUUUGUGGAUUCUUGUUUUAAAGAUGUUAAGAAGGAAACAUUGAGGAAGUAUGAGAGGUCUGAAUUGCGUACAUGUUGUACUGCUUUUAUUCAGCUUUGUAUUACCAAGGAUGGUGUUUGGACUGUAGUGAGGCAUAACAUGACUCACAAUCAUCAUAUGAUUCCCGCUGCCAAGAGAUACUUGCUUAGGUCUCAAAGAGACAUUACAGAGGAGCAGCCUCAAGUAUCCUAA